AUGAGUUCAGAUGUUAAAGAUUCAAGUCAUUUAGAAAAAUAAAAUUCAUAGGAAUAUUCCAAUUCUAAGCAAAAUGGAGAAAUUGAUAUUAUGGAAAUGCUCCCUUAAAAGAAAAUGUACAUAAUUGAAAAGCAAUUUGAUUAAAGCGGAAAGGGAUUGAAAAUUGAUGAAUUUGUAAGAGUUAUGUUAACACAUUUAGAUUUUGAUAAAUCUGAUGUGUAAAAAGAAGAUCAAAUAACUUUAGCACUUAUAGAUUUAUUCAAAGAAAUUGAUGUAAAUGGUGAUGGAACUAUGGAAUGGGAAGAAUUUUCAGAUCAUAUUAUUAGUUUAGGGCUGCUUAGAAAUGAUAGAAGUUUUAAAAACGUUAUAAAAAAUUAUUUUCCUAGUGAGCAUAUCAAAGAUAAUUAAAAGCAUGAAACCCCAAUAGAGAAAAUUGUUUAUUUCGAUAAGCUAAAGUACUUGGUUGUAUUAGAAAAAGACUCCACUCGCUUUAAAGUUUAUAAUGCAAAUACUGCAGAAUUAUAUUACGAAGUAAAUGCUCAUAAAUGCGCAGUAUUAGAUGCAGAAUAUAUUCCUGAUUAAAAUUUAAUUGCUACUUCUUCUAAUGAUUUAACUAUCAACUUUUGGGAUUCUUCCUUCUUUAUUCCUAAACAAAUUGUUUCAGUACCAGAAAUUUAGCUUUGUAUGAGAUAUGCUAAAUGGUCAACUUAAAGCCAACCUACUUAUUUAUAUACAGGAGGGUCAGAUAGUAUCAUUCACAUUUAUGAUACAAAGACCUUGAAGGAAAAAGGUACGAUUGGUGGAUGGAAUCCUUUCUUCAAAAGAGAUUCUUAACAAUAUGGUCAUGCUUCUCCUAUUGGAGAUAUUCUUCCAAUUAACAUUUAAACUACUUUAGUAACUGCAGGUUUAGAUGCAAAUAUAUGCUUGUGGGAUGCAGCUACUCAUCUUCCCAAAAAAGAAUUAAGAGGACACGAAAAAGGUGUUUAUAGUUUAGAUUGGUCUGAUUUUUCUCCAAUGAAUUAAUGUUUACUUAGUGCUGGACUUGAUCAUGAGGCAUUUGUGUGGAAUACUUAUGUAAAAGAAAAGAUCUUUCUUUUGAGAGGGCACAAUCAUCCUUUGAUUGGAGUCAAAUGCUUACCUGGUACACCAUAAGUUAUAACAGCUGAUAUUAAUGGAAUGGUAAAAGUUUGGGAUGUAAGAAAUUUCUUAUGCAUGUAAACAAUAAAUGUACCAACUGAUGAAUUGAAUUCAUUUGUGGUGACAUCAAAUUAGAAAAAAAGAAUUAUUUUUGGAGCUAGAAGACUUUACUAUUAUGAAUACGAUGAGCCAAAAGAUUAAAUGCUAACAGAUGAAAAGAUGUGCUUAAGAGUUUUAUACAAUAGCGUACUCCUUUGUUUAAUUACACUUCAUCCUGAUUGUAUCAAGGUAUGGGACAUUCGUACAGGUAAAUUGCAAAGUGUUUAUAGAGAAUUAUCUACUGCUGAACUUACUGUUUGUGUACUUGAUACACGUAAAAGAAAACUAUUUGUUGGUGAUGCAGACGGCAACAUAUUUACAGUAAAUAUCAAAAAUGGUGCAAAAAUGAAAAAAUUCGAAAAGCACAACAACAGAAUGAUCACUGAUCUUACUCAUUGGACUUCUAAGAAACCUGCUACUAUAGAGAUAGGAGGUGAUGACGAUGAUGAAGAUGGAACAGGUGACUCCAGAAGAGUAGUUAGUUGUAGUAGAGAAGAGACUGUAUUUAUUCAUGAUGAAGAUAGUAGUGACCCUUCCAGAAGUUGUAGAUAUAAAAUGAAGUAGCAUAAAAGUAGUGUUAAUUCGCUUUCCCUUAAACAAGAUUCUGAGUUAUUUGCCUCUGCUUCAGAUGAUGGUAAUAUAGUUAUAACUAAUCUUAAUUCCUACAGAUAAGAGACUCUACCAAGUACUCAAUAUCCUUUUGAAAAAAAGAAGGUUAUAUUCUUGGAUCCAUAUAAUGCUUUGGUUACAUCUGACUCUGAAGGAUAUGUUCAUUUUUAUUGUGUAAAUAAUGGUAAAGCAAGAACUAGAUAUCUUCUUACUAAAAAAUACGAAACUACAUCUGUGGUUAAUAAUAAAGUAGAUAAAUUUCCAGUUACUCAUCUUGCAUUUAAUUCAGAUAACAAUAUGCUUUUGCUUUCAGAUGAAUUGGGUAAUGUGACAAUUUGGGAUUUGACUAUAUUCUUAAAAAAGCUUGAUGAAAUUAAGGAUGAUAAUAUUUAAUAACAAAAAACAAAGUAAGCUUAAACUCCUUUAAAGCAAACUCCUAAUAGAGCUAGCAAUGGAUUCUUCCCUACUGAACUUGAUGAGCUUAAAUAAAUUAAUGAAAAGCAAAUAAGUUUAUCUCAAAUGGAUAAUCUUGAAAAAUACUUCUAAGAUAAAGAUAUAGCUUUUGUCCAUUAACUUAAGGGUGCUCAUAAUGAUGGCAUAACAUGGAUUGAAGUAUUGAAGGAGUAUAAUAUGUUUGCAACUAGCUCAUUUGAUUGUUGUUGUCAUCUUUGGUCUUUUAACGAUUACAAAAAGAUGGGAUCCCUUAUUUUGGGACAUGAUAUCAUGAAUAACAAUUGGCAACUAAGGGUUGAUGAAGAGAAGAGAAAAGUUGAUGCUUAAUAUUAUAUGGAGAAGCUUAAAAAAAAACUCAAUAAAGAUGAUUAAAGUGAUGAUGAAGAAAAAAAUUCACAAAAGCAAGAUGAGAGCAUGAUGAGUGAUAAGAAUUUUGAUUAAAAAAAUUAGAAAAAACCUAAAAAAACUGAAAAAGGAGAAAAGGGAGAAAAAGCACCAGAAAAACCUUUGCCUGAAAAGAAGAAAGUUCUGACUGCUUAAGAGAAAAUGGAAUAAAAUAAAAAGCUUAAGAAUGAGCUAAAACUAGAAUUUGACCCUGCAUUGUUAAACUUAAACAAGAAUAAAAAGUAAGUCUUAUCAGAAAAGGAAUAAAUAGAGAAGGCCUCUGAGCUAUUAGAAAAGGUUAAAAAGUUUAAUGAUGUAAUUGCUAAUAAAAAUAAAGAUAGAAGAAAUCCUCUUGAAAUUGACUACGAUGACUUUUUAAGAGCUUAUUAAAUGGAUGAACAAGUAGAUAUAUAUCUUGACUAAAACGAAGAAGAAGAGGAGGAUAAUAACAUUUUGUACGACUUAGAUGAUCCUAAAAAUUAAUCAAUACCAGCAGGAGCUUAUACAAGUAAAGGAGCUUUUAAGUCGAAAAAUAUAGGCAGAAAAAAUAAAAUUUGA
Molecule: messenger RNA, 3240 nt
Organism: Tetrahymena thermophila SB210
Lineage: Eukaryota; Ciliophora; Oligohymenophorea; Hymenostomatida; Tetrahymenidae
Product: EF hand protein
Exons: 8
Molecular function (GO): protein binding; calcium ion binding
Source: RefSeq, a predicted model, not a curated record